This is a messenger RNA of Rhopilema esculentum, 3352 nucleotides long. Its product is annotated as 2-Hydroxyacid oxidase 1. Gene Ontology annotation, molecular function: FMN binding; oxidoreductase activity. NCBI's taxonomy places the organism in Eukaryota, Metazoa, Cnidaria, Scyphozoa, Rhizostomeae, Rhizostomatidae. The record is from RefSeq and is a predicted model, not a curated record.
AGCCAGAAUAUUCUUAUAAACAAUAUCACAAAAAGAUUCUGUGUCUGAUGACUGUUGAAUGAAUAACUCUAGAAUGCUUUGCAAACAUUAAAAAUAAAUCCAAAUGAAAAGAAACAAGAAGAAACAUCAAGCAUACCAACAGAAAUGAUAUAUGCUAAUGAUUGUGAUUUCUUGACAGAAGACAACUCCCGUUUUGAAUUAUUGAAAGAAAUUGUAAAAGAUUGCCUUAGGAGAUUGAAUUUGAAAGUAAACAAAGUAAAAACGGGAGAAACCAUUAACAAAAAAAAACGCUCUAAAACGAAAAUUGGAGAUGGACUAAACAACUUGGAAGUUUGAUUGGUGAGUACCAGAAUAUGAAAAGAAGGGAGCAAUUUUCAAUUAUAGCUCAAGCAACGGCAAAAAAUUAUGGAUGAGCAAGAAAGUCAAUAUUCAAACGAAGCUUGAUAUCUACAAAUCAAUUGUAAAGCCAGUGUUAAAAUACAAUUUUGGAGCACUCACAAAAAAAUGAAAGCAAAGAACUAGACUGAAUCAAUCGAAUGCAACUUCGUCAAGUAUGGAAUGAUAAUAGUGAGAGAAGACACAAUAAACAACUAUACGAGAAAAACAGAGAAAAACUGCUGAGCGCUGAAAUGAAGGAAGCAAGAUGGAGAACAUUUGGUCAUAUAUUGCGGUUAACAACAAGCACACCAUGUGAACAGUCUAUGAAUAACUACUUUUGAUGUCCACCUAAAGCACUGAAAUUCCUUGGAAGAAAAAGUUCUACCCUGCCUGUAUCGCUUGAAAUAAACAUCGUAGGAGCAGCAAAAUACCAUCAAAGAUUGCAAAUAAGGCAUUUUAAAAAAGAGAAGACCUUAGCACCCUGUAUAAGUAUAAGUUCUUUCAUUGUUAUUAGAAGCGAUUUUUGUGUGGGUAUAAAUUAAAGAGAAGUCAUCUGCUAAAUUAUCUUGUUCUUGCUAUAUAGCCUAGAAUUUUGCGUUUUGUUCCUUAGAUUAAAUCCAGUUUUGUUUCAUUUAUUUAUGUUAAGUUAGCUAUAUAAGUUCUUUUGCUUUGUUUUUAUUUAAAUAUAUUAUACAAUCUAUUUGCACUAAUAGACAGUACAUAAAGCCUGACAAUCUGACAUUCAAGCUAAUGUUGCUUUCUCAACGGAUUAUUGUCUUUUGCUCCCAAGAGUAAAAUCUGAAGCAGGACGGAAAACGUUUGCAUUCCGGGGAGUAAAAAUUUUUAAUAAAGUCCCCAGCAAACUACAAAGUGAAACAUCUAUACUGAAGUUCAAGAGUUGCUGCAAGGAUAUCGACUUUGAUUUUUAACUUUUUCUCUAGAUUUAAUUAUUGUAAAAACUUUUUAAAUUAUAUUGUUGUAACAUUUAUAUCGUAGGUACAUUAGUUUCACAGGUCCUUGAUUGAUAGCAGCAAACUAAUUUUUGCUGAACAAGUUUACCUGUAUAUAUGUGGUCUUAUUAUUAUUAUUAUUAGUAGAAGGGAGACCAGGCUUUUAUAAUCUGCCAGGUGACGUUUUUGAAAAUGCAUGGGUGCCACGUGACUGAUGACAUCACUUAGCAGUAAAAAAUCAGACAAAAUCAUCGCUAGCUCUUUACUAGAUUGUUAUUUUUUGGCGCAAUUUACAUAUUUUGACUCGUCUCGUUGCAAGAUUUUAAUUGAUGUAUAGUUAAGAAUGAUAUGCCACCGUCAGUGUUUUCAUUAAGACGUCAUCAAAAAUUUUGCAUGACGUCAUUUAAGAUCUUAUUGUCAUUAAAUGAUAAGUUGGCAUAACUUUGUAUUAAUAUGAGGCUGGAUGUCAGCAGAAGCAUUUCCUCCAUUUUUUUUCAAUCAAAAGAUUAGUAUUUAGAUCAUUUAACUUACGUUUGUGCGAACUGCAGUAGCCAAAGUUCAACAACAACAACCACAUCAGCAGAAACAACAACAACAGCAACAGCACUAACUAUUGCACUUCCUGAACUUAUAUGUAAAAGAGUUAGUGGAACCGCCUCAGAUUUCUUGGAACAUGAACAGCCAGCCAAUUUGUAUUAAAGAUUUAGAAGAUUUUGCCCUCAAGGCUCUCCCGAAAAACGCCUAUGGUUAUUAUGCAUCAGGUGCGGAUGACGAACAAACACUAAGAGAUAACACAAAUGCGUUCAAGAGGUUACGUUUAAGGCCAAACAUACUGAGGGAUGUCAGCUCUGUUGACACAUCCACAACAGUUUUGGAUCAAAAGAUAGACUUUCCAAUAUGCAUUGCACCAACGGCUAUGCAGAGAAUGGCACAUCCUGAUGGAGAAUUAGCAACAGCUAAAGCUGCAAAAGCAUUUGAUACAUGUAUGAUGUUGAGCUCGUGGGCAACGACGUCAAUAGAAGAUGUUGCCAACGCCGCUCCUGGAGGCCUCCGAUGGUUCCAGUUAUACAUUUACAAAGAUCGAAAUAUUGUUCUUGAUCUCGUGAGACGUGCGGAGAAAUGUGGAUACAAAGCGAUAGCGGUCACUGUGGACACGCCGAUUCUUGGGCAACGACUUGAAGACGUACGAAACAAGUUUGCAUUGCCAUCACAUUUUUCGCUUGCUAACUACAAGCAAGACGAUGAACAUUCGGACGGAGUUAAAAGUGACAAAGAUUCUGGCCUGGCAGCGUAUGUGAAGAGCCUCAUCGAUCCUUCGUUGAAUUGGAAGGACAUUGAAUGGUUAAAGAAACAGACAUCAUUACCAAUUCUAGUCAAAGGGGUUUUGACGAAAGAGGCAGCGUUAGAAGCAUUGGAACAUAAUGUUGAUGGAAUAAUUGUAUCGAAUCAUGGAGCACGUCAGCUUGAUGGAGUCACAUCAACAAUCGAUGCAUUACCUGAAGUUAUUGAAGCAGUGAAUGGCAAGGUUGAAGUGUACUUAGAUGGUGGAAUUCGCCAGGGCACUGAUGCCUUCAAAGCGCUGGCCUUGGGCGCCAAGGCAGUGUUUAUCGGAAGACCAGUCUUGUGGGGCCUUACUUACGGAGGAGAGGUUGGUGUGAAAAAGGUUUUAGAGAUCUUAAAAAAUGAAUUUGAAAGAUGUUUGACAUUAACAGGAUGCAGGAGUGUCAGCGAAAUAAAGAAAUCGAUGGUUGCACACGAGAGUCGUUACUAUUGCAGACUGUAGACAAUGUUGAUAAUACUUCAUUCUCUGACAUUACUGUUAUGAGAUUGUAAGGACAUUCUCUGACUCUACUCAAGAAUCAAAUCUUAUUUGUGAAAAAUAGAUGAAAUGGCAAUGCAGAUUUUUUAAAUCGGUAAAAUUUUAACAUAAAUCUUCGAUUAAAUAAAUGUUGAUAUGUAAAUUCAAAUUUUAAUAAAAUUUUCAUCAUGCAACGAAUGUUAAUUAAAAUUGAUUCCGUUUCGGU